This is a messenger RNA of Chroicocephalus ridibundus (black-headed gull), 4601 nucleotides long. It is a transcript of the gene TNK2, whose product is annotated as tyrosine kinase non receptor 2. Gene Ontology annotation, biological process: protein phosphorylation; signal transduction; negative regulation of epidermal growth factor receptor signaling pathway. NCBI's taxonomy places the organism in Eukaryota, Metazoa, Chordata, Aves, Charadriiformes, Laridae. The transcript has 17 exons. The coding region runs from base 522 to 4295 and encodes 1257 amino acids. The record is from RefSeq and is a predicted model, not a curated record. Gene Ontology annotation, molecular function: ATP binding; protein serine/threonine/tyrosine kinase activity; protein tyrosine kinase activity.
GGGGGUCGGGAUGGGGCACUGUGCCCCAUGGCAUUUUCAUGAAGAGCAAAUUGGUCCCUGGGGCUGUGCCAUGCCCCAAAGGACAGACCGCUCCUGAGGGGCUGCAGAGCACCCCCCCCGGUUUCAGCCCCCUUGCAGCUCUGGCCUGGGGGGCUCAGAGAGGGGCUGCGGCCAGGCAGUGUUGGGGUGCGGGGCAGUCCCGAUGUGCAGGUGGGGGGUUCCCCAUCCAGGGGGGUGACUUCCCUGUGCCACCUGCCCCUGCUGGGGGCUGUGCUUGGUGCAGCGCCUGGCAGAGGUCUAGGAGACCCGCAGCUCCCUCCGAGGGGGUUGGGGGGGAGGAUUGAUCCCAGAAGGAGUCCUCCUGGCAUGCCCCCCCCGGGCUGCCAUCCCGGCAGCACCCUCCAGGGCCUGGCUGCUCUCUAGGCCCUGCUGUGCUUGCGCCAACGCUGCCGGGUUGCUGCAGAGCAGCCAUCUUCCCAGUGCAUCCCAUCCCCCUCCGCCAGCGCAGGGAAGCAGGAGGGAUGCUGGGGAUGCUGCCAGCCCCAGAGCUCCCCCACCCCUCUGCAGGUGCUCAGGAGGGGGUUAUGGUGCUUCCUCACCCACCCCGCUUGCCACAGAGCCCCGGCUGCUGGACGAUGCUCCCCCCUCAUUCUCCUCCUCCGCCUGGCUGCCUGCGCCGCAUCCCCGCUGGUGGGCUGCACCGUGCCGGGGUGGGGGAAGAAGGGGGCUGCGAGCACGGCGCUGGGGCUGGCAGUGAUGCCACCGCCUCUCUGCUCGGGUGCCGGAGUGGGGACAGCAGGCAGCCAGUUGGGCUGCUGAGCCGGGAGGAAGACAGCGGUGCCAGGCUGGGAUUGGGCAACUUUCUGCCAUGUGAUCCCGAGCCUGGCUCCAGCCCUCACCACCCCCAGGCAGGCACGGGCGUCUCCGCAGAGCCCCCCGCUCGCCACCGCGCCGCAGCUGCCGCUGCCACCCCGGCCAUGGGCGAGAGAUGCGACUACCAGCGCCUGAGCAGCACCGAGGAGGAGGAGGAGAUGCUCGGCCCCCUGCCCCACAGCUUCUCGGACAGCACCGGGCAGCGGGUCCUGCGGCCGGGCAGCGGGCACCCCAUGCCAUCCCCCCGGCAGGACAUCGUCCCGGGCAUGCCAUGCCGGCGGAGGCUGAGCUGUAGCAUGCAGGCGGAGGAGGGCACGGACUGGCUGCUGGAGCUGCUCACCGAGCUGCAGCUGCAGCAGUACUUUCUGCGCAUCCGGGACGAGCUCAAUGUCACCCGCCUCUCCCACUUCGAGUACGUCAAAAAUGAGGAUCUCGAGAAGAUCGGCAUGGGACGCCCCGGCCAGCGGCGGCUGUGGGAGGCGGUGAAGCGGAGGAAAGCCAUGUGCAAGCGGAAAUCCUGGAUGAGCAAGGUGUUCAGUGGGAAGCGCCCUGAGUCGGAGCUGCCACCCCAGCCCCAGAGCACCUUCCGCAAGCCCCCCACGCCACCGCCCCCCGAAGCCGGGGGCCAGCACUCCCUCACCUGCCUUGUGCGGGAGCGGGACCUCUCGCUCUUUGAGAAGCUGGGCGACGGCUCCUUUGGCGUUGUGCGUCGCGGCGAGUGGUGCACACCUGCCGGCAAGACGCUGAAUGUGGCGGUGAAAUGCCUCAAGACGGAUGUGCUGAGCCAGCCAGAGGCACUGGACGACUUCAUCCGGGAGGUGAACGCCAUGCACUCCCUGGACCACAGGAACCUCAUCCGCCUCUAUGGCGUGGUGCUCUCCCACCCUAUGAAGAUGGUGACAGAGCUGGCCCCGCUGGGCUCCCUCCUGGACCGCCUGCGGAAGAACCAGGGCCAUUUUCUCAUCUCUACCCUCUGCCAGUAUGCCAUACAGGUGGCCAAGGGCAUGGCCUACCUGGAGUCCAAGCGCUUCAUCCACCGCGACCUGGCUGCCCGUAACAUCCUGCUGGCCUCCAACGAGCUGGUCAAGAUCGGGGACUUUGGGCUGAUGCGGGCCCUACCCAAAAAUGACGACCACUACGUAAUGCAGGAGCAUCGCAAGGUCCCCUUUGCCUGGUGUGCUCCUGAGAGCCUGAAGACGCGCACCUUCUCCCAUGCCAGCGAUACCUGGAUGUUCGGGGUGACCCUCUGGGAGAUGUUCACCUAUGGGCAGGAACCUUGGAUUGGCCUCAAUGGCAGCCAGAUCCUGCACAAGAUAGACAAGGAGGGUGAGCGGCUGCCGCGGCCUGAGGACUGUCCCCAGGACAUCUACAAUGUCAUGCUGCAGUGCUGGGCGCACAAGCCUGAGGACCGACCCACCUUCGUGGCCUUGCGGGACUUCUUGGUGGAGGCGCAGCCCACCGACAUGAGAGCACUGCAGGACUUCGAGGAGCCUGACAAGCUGCACAUCCAGAUGAACGACAUCAUCACUGUCAUCGAGGGCAGGGCCGAGAAUUACUGGUGGCGGGGUCAGAAUAAACGGACCCUAAAAGUGGGCCAGUUCCCCCGAAACACGGUGACCUCGGUGGCAGGGCUGUCGGCCCAUGACAUCAGCCAGCCGCUUAAAAACAGCUUCAUCCACACAGGCCAUGGAGACACCAACCCGCAGCACUGCUGGGGGUUUCCCGAUAAAAUUGAUGAGCUGUACCUGGGAAAUCCCAUGGACCCUCCUGACAUUUUAGGUGUGGACCCGAGCACUGCCAGACCCACCCAGCUUCCAGGAAGGGUUAAAAGGCAGCCGCCUCCGCGCCCACCUCAGCCUACCGUCCUGCUCACCAAGCCCUGCUACGAUCCAGUCAGUGAGGAGGAGGAAGGUCUGCCAGGGGGUCUCCGGAAGCUCUGCCUGAAGAAGCCAGGUGCAGGGAAGGGUCUGCGACCGGUCAAGCCGUCGGCACGGGUGCCGGGAACCAAGGUGGGCGAGCGGCAACCCGGCCGACUGGCAAGUGAGGGGCCAGCAGGUGGCGAAGUGACCCUCAUCGAUUUUGGGGAGGAGGUGCCCCAAGGUAGUCCCUCACCUGUGGGGGAGCUGACAGCCCCAUCGUUGGUCAAGCUGGCCAUGGAGGCCUUCUCCUUGCUGGACAAGACCCCACCACAGAGCCCCACACGGGCUCUACCCCGGCCCCUCCACCCCACACCAGUGGUGGACUGGGACGCCCGCCCCUUGCCCCCACCGCCUGCCUAUGAUGAUGUGGCACAGGACGAGGAUGACUUCGAGGUCUGCUCCAUCACCAGCCCCCCGAGCCGGCGGGGCAAGACCAAUUACGGCUUUGUGGAUGAGGGUGAGCGGGGACCGGCGCUGGAGGACAACCUCUUCCUGCCCCCCAAGGAGCCCAAGCAGCCCAGCCUGACACAGACCACCGAGCUCUUUGAGGAGCUGCAGCAGGAGUGCAUGAAGAGGCUCAAUGUUCCCCUGGGACCAGCUGCCCCCGCUGACGACAAACCCCAAAUCCCGCCCCGUGUCCCCAUCCCACCCCGGCCCUUACGCCGCAAUGAGCCCGGGCGCUGGUCAGGGGAGCUUUCUCCAGCUUCGGGGGGCGAGGAAGACCGGCCGCCCCAGAUUCCCCCCCGGGACCCGCUGUCGCAGCCCACCUCCCGGACACCCAGCCCCAUGGCCCUGCAGGUGGGCUCCCCCCAGCAACGUGCAGCCCUCUGCUCCUGCCUCUCCACCUCGCCGGGGAAGCCCAUGCCCACCACGCAGAGCUUCGCCCUUGACCCCAAGUAUGCCACCCCCAAGGUCAUCCAGGCACAGGGCAAGGACUGCUCCAAGGGACCCUGCAUCCUGCCCAUCGUGAAGGAUGGGCAGAAGGUCAGCAGCACCCACUACUACCUGCUGCCCGAGCGCCCUGCUUACCUGGACAAAUAUGAGAAGUUUUUCAAGGAGGCCAAAAGCCCUGAGGAGGUGUCGGCAUCCCGCCUGGUCACCACAGCCACCGUCCGUCCCAUGGUGCAGCAGCCACUGCCAGACUGCAAGGCCAACUUUUCCUCCAACAACAGCAACCCCGGGCCCAAGUGCCUGGUAAAAGCCUCCUGCAGCCUCCAGAAGAUCGUCUAUGAUGGGCCGGACGGCUGCCGCCCCGCCGACAAGAUCCGGCUGGUGCAGGACACAGUGCACGGUGUGACCACCGAGGAGUGCCAGGCAGCCCUGCAGAACCACGGCUGGAACAUCCAACGGGCUAUCCAGUACCUGAAGGUGGAGCAGCUCUUCUGCCUGGGGCUGAAGUCCCGUGGCGAGUGCCAUCGGGUGCUGGAGAUGUUCGACUGGAACCUGGCCCAGGCCAGCUCCCACCUCCUCGAUCCCUACAGCACCACCCGCCAGAAGCGGUGACAGCGGGGACGGGGCGAGCUGCAUCGGAUCCAGAGCAGGCAUCUCGCCACGGGGCCUCCCCCCCGCGUCUCACCCUGGCCCACGCAACCUGCUGCUGGACUCUGGCCUGAGCCCCCGCGUGGGGGGAAGGGGACACCCCGAAAGGGAGCCUGCCCAGUGCCCCAGACCUGCCAGGGUGCCUGUGCCCUGGCUUCGGCGAUGGGCUCCGUCCCCUGGCCCCUUGUUGAAUUGUUUUUGUAAAGAGAAAUGUAAUUUUAAUAUAUAUAUUAUAUAUAUAUAUAUAAAAAAAAUAUUCUAUGGAGUGGA